Molecule: messenger RNA, 426 nt
Organism: Melitaea cinxia (Glanville fritillary)
Lineage: Eukaryota; Metazoa; Arthropoda; Insecta; Lepidoptera; Nymphalidae
Exons: 2
Coding region: 40-402 (120 amino acids)
Source: RefSeq, a predicted model, not a curated record
CGGUGUGUUUGUGAACCAAACCUAUACCUAUCUACGACAAUGGAUGUUACUCGCCGGUGUAUCAAUUGCUCUAUGAGAUUGGCGCACCAGCGCUGGCGCAUGGUGGAAGAUGCAACAGAGCCUAUGGUGAAUAUUCUUCGUGUCUGGGUAUCACCAACGCCGGUUUCUUCUAAUAGUAGAAUAUGCUUGGAGUGCUUUGGAAUGCUACAACAAGUACCCGAUGGUGUACCAGCCCAAUCGCCCGUGUCUGGACAUAGAAAUGUGUGCUUUGCUUGUGGUAUAUCUAUUCUGCGGGCCCGCACUCAUCUUGUACAUCCAGACAGCCCAGAAAGGAAUGUUAUAAUUAGUUGGACAUUUCCUCAUUUGGUACAUAUUAUUUUUUGUGUAUUUUUUUUACUAUGAUUAUAUGUGAUUUUUUAAAACUUA